Messenger RNA from Trypanosoma rangeli, 2055 nucleotides. RefSeq names its product DNA polymerase alpha subunit B. Lineage: Eukaryota; Euglenozoa; Kinetoplastea; Trypanosomatida; Trypanosomatidae. Gene Ontology annotation, molecular function: DNA binding. The record is from RefSeq and is a predicted model, not a curated record. The transcript has a single exon. Bases 1 to 2055 code for a protein of 684 amino acids. Gene Ontology annotation, cellular component: alpha DNA polymerase:primase complex. Gene Ontology annotation, biological process: DNA replication; DNA replication initiation.
AUGGGAGUGAAGGAAGGUUUUGGAGUGGAGGAGGGGGAGCGUGGAAAGAGGGUCCUCUUUUUUGGAAUGCAGCAAGGAGCGCGCUGGAAGGCGGCCGCAAAUCUUGAGUUGCUGCUUGGAUCAGAUCAUCCGCCCGCCCGCCUUGCGAGCGACCCUACAAACGCCUUAGUUAAUGUUUCUGGAGCGGGGGUAGACGCGCGAAACACAGUAAGCUUUAAGAACACGCUUUAUUGCAACCGACAGGACGCCGGCUACGCUUCUACCCGGCAGUGCCUGGCUAAAUACUACCGCUUCAUGCUCUCAAAGAUCCCACUGUGGAAAAAAAGUGCUCGGCAUGGCGAGGCAAAAACUGAACCGACAGAAGCUUUUGUGGUGAAGCACGAGGAGGAGGAUGAUAAUGAUGGAAAAGCGGAAUCACCCAGAUCUCAUGAGAACUUUUUGCUCUCGACAUACCGAGCGGUGGGCAUUCUUACAAAGACAAACAACCCGGGCGAUAUUGGAGAGGACCUCCUCCUUCCAUGGGAAUUUUAUCCAGUUACAGAUAUUAACGAUGAGGAUGCCUACGCCGAGUGCAUUAAGGCGCUUUCGAGAGAGAUCCCACAGGUGAAUGGGCUUAUUCAUUUUGAGGCCGAAGAUGAGGACGGGCUGACAGCCACUGGAACCACAACGGCGGCUUCUAAUUUGGCUCUCGGCAGCCGAAGUGACGGGAGGCUUUCACUCUACACGCGUCUGGUGCCGCAGUUUACUGGCAUCUACCCGGGGAUGGCCAUUGGAGUCAUUGGUGAGCCAUUUAAGCGUAGCUCGUCUGGUGCCUUGACGGGUGUUUUAGUUCGUCAAUUUGUUUUGCCAGCCCGUCCUUUUUUCCCAUGGAGUGUACAACAGCCACUGCCAACCCCAUCAGUUUUGACACCUAUUCCUACACGAGUUCAUUUUUGCAGUGGACCCUUUCCUAGACGUGACAUCACCUCCAUUUUAACUGCUGUGACCAGAAAUGCUCUUUCACGCGGGGCUAACUUACUCAUCAUUGGUGGGCCACUUGUCAAGGAAUUUGAGGAGUUCGAGAAGGAGCUUUUGGCAACGACGCAGCGAACGUUUGAUGAGCUUUUAGGCACCUACCUGGACUGCAUUGAAGAGGUGGUGUCUAGCUACUAUGCUGCAAACGGCAAUCGAGAGGGUAGGCGCCGCCUAAAGGUGGUCUUGGUUAGCCACAGAGAUGAUGUGACGCAGAUGCCAGCUCUCCCGACCACAAUGUACGGCGUACAAGACGGAGGGGAUGUUUGGGUUCGCUCCAACCCUUGCCGUAUCUCCGUUAAUGGCAUUCAUUUUAGCGUCUGUAACGAGGAUGUGGUGGGGGACAUGCGUGAUAAAAUGGUGGAGCGGUGGCCUGCCGAGGCGGGUAGUCUUCGUCGGGUCGUCGAGACGCUCAUUCAGAGCCGCCUGUACGCCCCCAUUUAUGGCCUUCCCGCGGUGAAGCACGAACUGAAACACUUCCAAGCGCUUCGUAUUGACUACGUACCGGAAGCGAGCAACGGGGAACUUUAUGACGGCAACAACGACGAUGAUGCCGUAGGUGGGAGAAGCAGCAACCCCACAUCCCCCCUGGCGUGGAACAGUCUCGUCUCCGUGCUCUCGGCAGGAAAGGAGGAGCUGGAAGAGGUGAAGCGGGAAACGAAGCGUGUCAAACGUGAAACCCGUGAUUUUUCCUUACCGUUACAAGAUGAGUUAAGCGGUGAAGCGGCAGUCGAGUGGAUGCCUCAUGUCCUGUUUUUGCCCUCAACACGACCUCGUUUUGCUGUUGUAACGCAUCGUAGCGUGUGGGAUGCAGAGAAGGGCAUGUCGCGAGACGAGUCGGAGCUGGACAAUGUUUCUGCAGCGUCAGGUGUGAUGGUGGUAAACCAGGAAAUUUGGAGUAAACGCUCUUCGCCAAAGUUUGAACUACGCGUUGCGGAGGUGACAAUGCCUGACAGCGAUGUUGUGAUGCGCCGGGGUGCCUUGGAGGCGAACGGUGUUUCAUGCGGUCUUAUUCACUUCUUCAACAACGCGGUUAACAGCUAA